Molecule: messenger RNA, 1293 nt
Organism: Drosophila busckii
Lineage: Eukaryota; Metazoa; Arthropoda; Insecta; Diptera; Drosophilidae
Gene: kin17
Product: DNA/RNA-binding protein KIN17
Exons: 2
Coding region: 48-1217 (389 amino acids)
Biological process (GO): DNA damage response; DNA replication
Cellular component (GO): nucleus
Molecular function (GO): double-stranded DNA binding
Source: RefSeq, a predicted model, not a curated record
ACGUGAAAUUGUGUAAAGUUGUAGAUUGAAGCAUAUAAAUUAAAACAAUGGGUCGCGCCGAAGCGGGUACUCCCAAGUACCUAGCCAACAAGAUGAAGGCGAAGGGUUUGCAAAAGCUGCGCUGGUACUGUCAGAUGUGUGAAAAACAGUGCCGAGACGAGAACGGCUUCAAGUGUCAUACAAUGAGCGAAUCACAUCAGCGGCAACUGUUACUGUUCGCAGACUCGCCUGGUAAAUUUCUGCACAACUUUUCCAAAGAGUUCUCGGAUGGUUAUAUGGAGUUGCUGCGUCGACGAUUCGGCACCAAGCGCACAAAUGCAAACAAGGUAUAUCAGGAGUACAUAGCGCACAAGGAGCAUGUGCACAUGAAUGCAACGCGCUGGCUGACGCUUUCCGACUAUGUCAAGUGGCUAGGGCGCACUGGUCAAGCAGUGGCCGAUGAAACGGAAAAGGGCUGGUUUAUUACAUACAUUGAUCGCAGUCCAGAGGCUAUGGAGCGUCAAGCAAAAGCCGAGGGUAAGGAAAAGAUGGAGAAGGACGACGAGGAGCGCAUGACUGAGUUUAUUAAGAAGCAGAUUAAGAAAGCCAAGGCAAGAGAUGGUAAUGAUGAAGAUCCAGAGGACAAAUAUACAGAGCUGAAGCGUGAGGAAGAGCAGCCGCUAAAGCUCGACAUACGGCUGGAGAAAAAGUUUAUACCAGAAACGAUUCUGGGCAAAUCUGCACUUAACAAACGCUCCAAUAUGGACAGCGAUGAAAAAGUUUUCAAGAAGCCCAAGUCUAUGCCAACAGAAAGCAGCAGAUCCGCACUAGACGAUAUAAUAAAGCAGGAAGAACAAAAGAAGGAACGCGCGAACCGCAAGGACUACUGGCUUCAUCCCAAUAUUGUAGUGAAAUUUAUAUCAAAAUCUAUGGGCGAUAAGUUCUACAAGCAAAAGGCUGUGGUACAAGAAGUAAUUGAUAAAUAUCGAGCAAAGAUCAAAUUUUUAGAUACUGGCGAAAAGCUAAAAGUUGAUCAGGCACAUCUGGAAACUGUUAUACCAGCAAUGGAAAAAGAAGUUUUGGUCGUCAAUGGCGCAUAUCGUGGCAGUGAAGCAUUGCUCAAGAAGUUGGACGAGCGCAAAUACUGCGUCAGCGUCGAGAUAUUACACGGGCCACUUAAAGGACGGAUUGUAGAUAACGUGCAGUACGAAGAUAUAUCAAAACUAUACGACACGUAGUGAACAAACAACUACCACCUAAAACUCGAGUAUUUUUAAGUUAAAAUAAACAUUUAUGUGAAUAAUAUGAUUGUAA